Messenger RNA from Lathyrus oleraceus (garden pea), 1701 nucleotides. Its product is annotated as mitogen-activated protein kinase kinase kinase 18. The transcript has a single exon. NCBI's taxonomy places the organism in Eukaryota, Viridiplantae, Streptophyta, Magnoliopsida, Fabales, Fabaceae. Gene Ontology annotation, biological process: signal transduction; protein phosphorylation. Bases 343 to 1701 code for a protein of 452 amino acids. The record is from RefSeq and is a predicted model, not a curated record. Gene Ontology annotation, molecular function: protein kinase activity; ATP binding.
GAGUGUUAUAGCUAGCGUGGCCGGCCAACAUCAACAACAACAUAAGUUGUUUCAUUUCAUCCUCGUUUUGACACGUGGAUCCCUCCCAUUUUAACAAGACGGCGGCCGUCCAUUCUACACAACCAAAAAACUUUCCACAUCACAAUCAUAUCAUAUAACCUCUUUCCCUCACCAUUAAGCCAACCACAACACUCCAAUUUAAACCAAACUUUUUAACCUUCACACUAUAUAUAUAGAUAAUAGAUACAUAAUUGUAAUUCUCCUAAUUAACUAAGGUACUGGAGUAUAUCUAUAUCUCUCACUCCAAACAAAACAAACUCAACAAAUUUCUUCUUUAUCAUAAUGGCCUGGACUAGAGGUGGAAUCAUCGGCCGGGGCUCAACCGCCACUGUCUACCUCGCGGAGCAUCGCUAUUCGGACCAAGUGUUUGCUGUGAAAUCUACGGAGCUUCACCGCUCGGAGUUUCUGAAGAAAGAACAAGAGAUUCUCUCGAAGGUUAAGUGUCCACAAAUUGUUGACUACCGAGGUUGUGAUGUCACGUUUGAAAACGGUGUUCAUUUGUUUAAUUUGUUUAUGGAGUAUGCGUCUAAGGGAACACUAGCUGAUGCGGUUCGGAAUGGAAAUGGAAUGGAAGAAGCUUUGGUGGGAUUCUACGCGCGACAAAUUCUACUUGGACUUAAUUACCUUCAUUCGAAUGGUAUAGUGCAUUGUGAUUUGAAGGGACAGAAUGUGUUGUUGAUGGAACAAGGUGUGAAGAUUGCUGAUUUUGGUUGUGCUCGGAGGGUGGAGGAGGAGUUGGUGAUUUCUGGUUCACCGGCUUUCAUGGCUCCGGAGGUGGCGCGUGGGGAGGAACAGGGGUUUCCUGCGGAUGUAUGGGCUUUGGGAUGUACUGUGUUGGAGAUGAUCACAGGGAAAAUGCCGUGGCAGGGUGUUUCUGAUCCGGCCGCGGUUUUGUAUCGGGUUGGAUUCUCCGGUGAUGUGCCGGAGAUUCCUAAUUUUGUGUCGGAACAGGGGAGGAAUUUUUUGAGGAAGUGUUUGACGAGAGAUCCAAAUGAGAGGUGGUCGGUGGUUGAGCUUCUCGGACAUGAGUUUGUUGGGAAGUUUAAGGAAUCUGUGUCUGAUUCGGAAACACCGACGACUGUGUUGGAAGGAGGUUUUUGGGAUUGGGACUCUUUGGAAACAACUCAUGAUGUAGGUUCCACGUCUGAUUGUUGUUCCUCGAAUUCUUCGAGUCAUUCUUCCAGUCCACGAGUCAGAAUUCUAGGAUUGUGUGCAAAUGAGACCGUUUGGGAAUUUGAUGAUGAUGAUGAUGAAUGGAUCACUGUGAGAAGCAAUGGACAGGAUUUGGAUGCAAUGUCUUUUGAAAAAAUGGAAGAGUAUGAACCAGACAUUGUUCUUGAAUUUCGUGAUCAUGUGACUGAUUUGACUUUGAUAGUUUUUUAUGAACCAAAAAUUGUAGUUGAAUUGAGUACAUGGAAUGUCAUUUUUGAUUAUUGGUGUUUUAGAAGCUACAAUUGUGGCUGUUAUGUUAGUGAUUUUUUAUCAGUUUUUCAAACCAGAAAGAUUGUUCUCUAUGUAAUAAUUGAUUCUCAGAAGAAGAACAAAGAAAUUUUUAUCAUGCCCUGCUUUCUACUUUUUGCUUUCUCUUUAAUUUCUCAUUGGAAAGAUAAAUUGAAUAUUUUACAAUAUAAAAUGAGAUAA